Molecule: messenger RNA, 2543 nt
Organism: Culicoides brevitarsis
Lineage: Eukaryota; Metazoa; Arthropoda; Insecta; Diptera; Ceratopogonidae
Gene: Trap1
Product: heat shock protein 75 kDa, mitochondrial
Exons: 2
Coding region: 75-2144 (689 amino acids)
Biological process (GO): protein folding
Cellular component (GO): mitochondrial inner membrane
Molecular function (GO): ATP hydrolysis activity; ATP binding; ATP-dependent protein folding chaperone
Source: RefSeq, a predicted model, not a curated record
UGUUAAAGCGAGAUUAUCGUGCGGUUUUCAUUCAUUGUUUUUCUUCAAUUUUCUCUUUACAGAAACACUUUACAAUGUCAAAUUCACUCAGAAUCGCUCAUUUGUGUCGUAAUUUGACACGAACUGCAACUGUUCGAACAUGGCGAGGUAUAAAUAUCGUAAAAUCCACAAACAAACUCUCCCUUCAGCCACAACAAUGUAAUUUCGCACGAUGCAUGUCAACACAAGCCGCUUCAGAUCCCUUUCAUUCAAUCAUCCGCGACAACGAAACAGUGAAAGGAGAUGCGGAUAAACACGAAUUCCAAGCUGAAACACGAAUGUUGUUGGAUAUCGUCGCUCGUUCAUUGUAUUCCGAGAAGGAAGUUUUUGUUCGUGAGCUCGUUUCGAAUGCAAGCGAUGCCUUGGAGAAAUUCCGUUACACAAUUCACACAGCAGGAGACAAACAAGGAAACUACGUCGACGCUGAUCGUUCUCUCGAAAUUCACAUUGGCACGAAUAAGCAAGAUCGCACAUUGACAAUUCAAGAUACAGGCAUUGGUAUGACGAAAGAAGAGUUGAUCGCAAACCUUGGAACUAUCGCUCGUUCUGGAUCUAAACAUUUCAUGGAGCAGAUUAAGGAAGGCGAAGCAAAAGCUGAGAACAUCAUUGGGCAAUUUGGCGUUGGGUUUUACUCGGCGUUCAUGGUUGGAGAUAAAAUUGAUGUUUUUACGAGAUCUUCACAAAAAGGUUCUCCCGGAUACAAAUGGAGCUCAGAUGGUUCAGGAAGCUAUGAAAUCGUUGAAGCUGAUAAUGUUGCAGUUGGAACGAAAAUUGUCAUUCACUUGAAGGCUGAUUGUCGUGAAUACGCCGACGAAACUCGCAUUAAGGAAGUUAUCAAGAAAUAUUCCAACUUUGUUGGUAGUCCAAUUUUCGUCAAUGGGCAUCGUGCGAAUCAAAUUCAACCUUUGUGGUUAAUGGAGCCCAAAGAAGUUACCAAAGAACAACAUUACGAGUUUUACCGUUUCGUUGCCAACUCCUUUGACACUCCGCGUUUCACGUUACAUUACAAAACGGAUGUGCCCUUAAGUAUUCGCGCUUUGUUGUAUUUUCCCGAAGGAAAGCCCGGGCUCUUUGAAAUGUCGAGAGAAACGGAUAUCGGGGUUGCUUUGUACACGAAAAAAGUUUUAAUUCAAUCGAAAACGGAGAAUCUUCUUCCCAAAUGGUUGAGAUUCGUCAAAGGUGUUGUCGAUUCGGAAGACAUUCCAUUGAAUUUGAGUCGAGAAUUGUUGCAAAAUAGUGCAUUGAUUGCCAAAUUGAGAAACGUUCUCACAAAUCGAGUUUUGAGAUUUUUGCAUGAUCGUUCAACGAAAGAACCGGAAGAGUAUCUGAAAUGGUACGCUGAUUACGGAUUGUUUUUGAAAGAAGGAAUUGUCACAAGUCAUGAUCCCAAUGAAAAAGAUGAAAUUGGAAAACUUUUGAGAUUCGAAUCCAGCAAAGAAGCAGGAAUGAAAACAAGUUUGCCCGAAUAUUGCAGUCGUUUGAAAGAAGAUCAAAAGGAAAUCUUUUAUCUUGCUGCUCCAAAUCGAAGUCUCGCCGAGCAAUCGCCUUAUUACGAAUCACUUAAAAAGAAGGGAGUUGAAGUUUUGUUCUGUUACGAAGCGUAUGACGAACUCGUUUUGAUGCAACUCGGAAACUUUUUGGGCAAACCAUUGAUCAGCGUUGAGAAAGAAAUGCGUCGUGACAAAUCGGAAGAUGCUGAAGUAGAUGAAGGAGGACUUUUAAAGACACAAUCUGAUGCAUUACUGGGCUUCAUUCGAUCCAAAUUGGCAGGAAAAGUUGCAAAUGUUAAACUUACCAACAAAUUAGAAUCACAUCCUUGUGUCAUAACAGUUGAAGAAAUGUCAGCUGCUCGUCAUUUUGUAAAAACACAAAAUAUAACAGACGAAAAUGCAUAUGCUUUGCUUCAGCCACAAUUCGAAAUUAACGCUAAACAUCCAAUCAUCAAGAAAUUACACAAGUUGACGGAGACAGAACCGGAAUUAGCCGAGCAAUUGACACAACAACUAUUCAACAAUUCUAUGGUUUCUGCUGGUUUAGUUAGCGAUCCGCGAUGCCUUCUAACCGGGAUGAAUGACUUAUUGACGAAAAUUCUUGAGAAAUAUUAAACUACUUGCGCAAUAUUGCAUUUUUAGAAUAUAGAAUUGAAAAAAUUAAUAAAAAAUUAAACAUUUGUUUUUCGAUUUUUCGAACAUAACUUUUUUAUUUUCCUCAUUGUUUUUAAUAGAUGUUCUUGUUGUGGUUGUUCAAUAUAUAAGUUUUGUUUGUUUGUUGUUGAGAUGUCGUUUGUUGCAGUAGUUCUUUUUCUUUUAUCUUGUCUUUUCGCAGUUUAUGUAACCAACUACAUUGAUAUAAUUAUAAUAUAAUAAUAUUUUUAAUGAUUUUUUACAUCUUUUUUUUUUUGAAAUUUAUUAAUCUGUACGGGGGAUUUUUAUUAUUAUUAUUUUAGUUUUUUUUUUAAUAUUUUUUGAAUAAGGUAUAGUUUAACGAUUUAUAUGUAUAUUUAG